AUGACAGCUGAUAACGAAUCUAAUUUGUCCACCAAUGAGACUACCAAGCUCUUGCAGCAGGAUGCAUAUAGUACCGACUCAGCCAGCGAAGGCCUUGGUGGAUUCUCAGAUAGUAGUAGUUUUAUUGACAGCCCGUCUCCAGUGACAGCUUAUGGAACUCUUACGAAGCCCGACGAGGAAGAACAACGCGGAUCAGAGGAUAGCUUGGGUGAACCACCGCAACAAGUCUAUAACAAUGGCUUCAUUGCUAAGGUUGUAAUUGCUUUACUUGUUGGGGUAUUCGCUUCGAGCGCAGACGGUUCAUUGGUGAUCGCGACACAUCCUAUCAUAGCAUCAGAGUUUAACGAUCUUGAAAACUCUACCUGGCUGUUCAUUAGCUUCCUACUUGCCGGAGCUGCAACUCAAUCUCUUUAUGGAAAACUAAGCGAUAUAUAUGGCCGGAAGCCCGUCUUGCUGGUUGCUUAUGCACUCUUUGCUAUCGGAUCUGCUUUGAUUGGUGUUGGUCAAUCGAUGUGGCAAGUUAUAGUUGGCCGCGUAAUAUCAGGUUCUGGAGGUGCCGGAUUAAUGUCUUUGGCCGCGGUGAUUAUUACUGACCUGGCCCCUUUAAGAGAUGUAGCUUCGUGGCAAAGUUACCUUAAUGUUGUUGCUACUGUCGGCCGUAGCUUAGGCGGGCCUGUCGGGGGCUUCCUUGCUGAUACGAUAGGAUGGAGAUGGUCCUUCUUCGGACAGACACCGAUAUUCAUAUUUGCGAUGGUCCUUUGUGCAUCGGUACUUCCCAACCUAACGACAAGAGAAGGUCAAAUGGAUGCCGAAUCCACCAAGGGUCGGUUGGCUAGGAUCGAUUUCCUAGGUGCCAUGUUUCUCGGCAGUGGACUUCUAGCUAUCCUUCUACCACUGAGGAUUGCUGGACAAAGGGUGCCAUGGACAAGUCCUAUCAUCCCAUCGCUUUUCGCAGCAGGAGCUGUCUUAUUAACGCUAUUCAUCGUAACGGAGAUGCGCUGGGCGAAAGAACCUAUAUUUCCACUAAGGUUACUAAAAAACAGAGAUGUUGUUUUUAGUUACUUUAUCCUGGCUUGUCAGACGGCUGCCCAAGUCGGAAUGAUGAUAUCCGUCCCACUUUACUUCCAAGUUACGCAAAGGUCGUCGAGCACUGUAGCUGGGGCUCAUCUCAUGCCAGCUGUUAUCGGCAACACUAUUGGCGGUCUUUUGACUGGGGCCUGGAUCCGAAGAUGGAAAGGUGAAACCAAUUGGGCUGAAUCCUUAUAUAUUUUCCCAGGCGGCUUCGGUACUGGUAUGUCUCUGAAUGCGGUUUUCGUUGCUCUCCAAGCGGCAAUAAAUCCUAUGGAUAGAGCGGUGGCGGCAUCGGGUUUGUAUCUGUCUAUGCCUAUUGGAUCGAUCUUGGGCAUGGCCGGCUGCAACGCCGUCAUGCAGGGGAUAAUGCCAGUGGACUUGGCGUCGAGAUUGCGUGGUAUUGGUAUAGAAGGGAUUGAAGCGGAGAAGAUCAUCGAACAAGCUACUGCGCGAGUUGACUAUCUCGACGAGGCGCCGAAGAAAAUAGCCAGAGCAGUUGUACAGUCAUAUGUUCGUGGACUUGAGUUCAGUCACGGUAAAAGAAUACCAUCAACUACUAUGCCGGUACGAUCGAUGACUAACUGA
Molecule: messenger RNA, 1656 nt
Organism: Annulohypoxylon maeteangense
Lineage: Eukaryota; Fungi; Ascomycota; Sordariomycetes; Xylariales; Hypoxylaceae
Product: MFS general substrate transporter
Exons: 11
Coding region: 1-1656 (551 amino acids)
Biological process (GO): basic amino acid transport; transmembrane transport
Cellular component (GO): fungal-type vacuole membrane
Molecular function (GO): basic amino acid transmembrane transporter activity
Source: RefSeq, a predicted model, not a curated record